Conger conger (European conger) is the source of this 1653-nucleotide messenger RNA. Its product is annotated as receptor-interacting serine/threonine-protein kinase 4-like. Gene Ontology annotation, molecular function: ATP binding; JUN kinase kinase kinase activity. Bases 1 to 1653 code for a protein of 550 amino acids. Gene Ontology annotation, biological process: protein phosphorylation. The transcript is spliced from 10 exons. Lineage: Eukaryota; Metazoa; Chordata; Actinopteri; Anguilliformes; Congridae. The record is from RefSeq and is a predicted model, not a curated record.
AUGGACAAGGGGAAAGGUGCUGUGAGAAUCAUGUUCUUUGACUUCUCCAGUGCCUUCAACACCAUCCAGCCUGCCAGACUGAGAGACAAGCUUGUGCAGAUGGGGGUAGACACUCACCUGGUAUCCUGGAUUAGAGACUACCUGACGGGGAGAACACAGUUCGUUAGGCUGAAGGACUGUUUCUCAGAGCAGGUGGUCAGCAGCACCGGAGCACCACAAGGGACUGUGCUUUCAGCAGUCCUGUUCACCCUGUAUACGUCUGACUUCAGGUACAACUCAGAGUCAUGCCACAUGCAGAAGUUUUCGGACGACCCUGCAAUAGUGGGGUGUAUCAGGGAUGGGCAGGAGGAUGAGUACAGGAACCUGGUGGAUGACUUUGUGCAGUGGUGCAAUCUCAACCAUAUGCAGCUGGACAUUUCCAAAACCAAGGAGAUAGUGGUGGAUUUCAGGAGGACUAAGCCACCUAUGCUGCCAGUCUCCAUUGAAGGGGUCAAUGUGGAGGUGAAGUUUCUGCUGAAGUACACCAAAGUGCAGCAUUUUGGAUUGAUUGAAGACUGCAAACUGCAGGACUGGUCUGUCCUUGGAUCUGGGGGUUUCGGACAGAUCUAUAAGGCCAAACACAAAGAUUUUGGGAUGGAGGUGGCAAUCAAACUACUGCAUUAUGAUAAUGGUUCCAGUGCAUCUCUGCUGAAGGAGGCUGAGUUCAUGCGGCAGGGUGGGAGCCCGUAUAUGGUGUGUUUUUUUGGGGUGUACCGGGGGGUUCCCCCCGGCAGGGGGCACUCGAGACAGAUGGGCCUGGUGAUGGAGCUGAUGGAGAGGGGGUCUGUGGAGUCCCUCCUGAAGAGGCUGGGGGGCCCCCCUCCCUGGCCCCUGGCCUUCCGCCUGGCUCAUCAGGUGGCUCUUGGCAUGAACUUCCUGCACAAGCUUUGCCCCCCACUGCUGCACCUCGACCUCAAGCCCAGCAACGUGCUGCUGGACCACGGCUUCGGAGCAAAGAUCACAGAUUUUGGUCUGGCCCGACUGAUGCGCAGUAUUUCCAGUGUGGGGGGGCGGGGGGAGGACGGAGGCACGCUGAGCUACAUGUCCCCCGAAGCCCUCGCCACUGACCGGGCCUACAAAGCCACGCCCGCCUCUGACUCCUACAGUUAUGCCAUCCUGCUCUGGUCUAUAAUCACUGGCAGGGAGCCCUAUGGUGAUGCUGCGUUAGACAGGAUCCAGUCUCGGGUCCCAGAGGGGGACAGGCCCAGUCUGGAGGGGGUGAACAGGGCAGCAGUUGAGGGCUUGGGGGAGAUCAUUGACCUCAUGGAGAGAUGCUGGGACCCCAGCCCCCAAAAACGCCCCUCUUUCCAUGACUGCCUCCCAGUGACAGAGAAGGGGUUUGAGCUGCACAGCCGUGGAAUUCAUGAUGCCAUCCACCAGGUGUCCAAAGCACUGGAUGAAAAGCGAGAGAUAUCUCCAACUCCAAUACCCAAUGCUGGAGUGACUGUGGACCCCAGGGGAGGGUGGAACAGCAAAGACGGGACUCCUCCCAAUUUCCGGGCAGCAGACAGCGGCGUUGGAACAGAACCCUGUCCUGCCUCUGCCACCUCUAAGGCACUGAGUGACAGCAUCUCCAAAACCUCCAGCAUAAGUAAGCGCUCCCCUCUCCUGUAA